This is a messenger RNA of Hippopotamus amphibius kiboko, 7485 nucleotides long. It is a transcript of the gene ERCC6, whose product is annotated as ERCC excision repair 6, chromatin remodeling factor. The record is from RefSeq and is a predicted model, not a curated record. Gene Ontology annotation, biological process: transcription-coupled nucleotide-excision repair. Gene Ontology annotation, molecular function: ATP-dependent chromatin remodeler activity; ATP binding. The coding region runs from base 118 to 4575 and encodes 1485 amino acids. NCBI's taxonomy places the organism in Eukaryota, Metazoa, Chordata, Mammalia, Artiodactyla, Hippopotamidae. The transcript is spliced from 21 exons. Gene Ontology annotation, cellular component: nucleus.
GAGGACGCACGCGCCGCCGCUGCUCCCAGUCCGGGUUCCAAGGCUGCUGGAGGCAGCGGCGGUCGCGUCUGCAUUUCCGUACGGGUGGCCGCGCGGCCCAGGGAUAGUCCGUAGAGGAUGCCAAAUGAGAGAAUCCCCCACUCAAGCCCAACUCAGGAGCAAGACUGUUCAGAGAGUCAGGAUGUCAGUGCGAGUGAAGAGACGCCAGUCCAGCAGGAAGACAGUGGUGAUGGGGAGCUGGGGGAGAGCCUCCCCUCUUGUUCCUCUGCUAACGGACCCUCCACUUUCGCCGGGGGGUGUCCCUCGGAACUUCCAAGGAGAGGGCCAGCCCUGCUGCAGAUCGACAGACAUCAGAUCCAGGCGGUGGAACCCAGUGCGCAGGCUCUGGAGCUGCAGGGCUUGGGUGUGGACGUCUAUGACCAGGAGGUGCUGGAGCAAGGGGUGCUUCAGCAGGUGGACAGUGCCAUUCAUGAGGCCAGCCGCACGGCCCAGCUGGCCGACGCGGAGAAGGAGUAUCGGUCAGUGCUGGAUGACCUCACGUCAUGUACGAUAUCCCUAAGGCAAAUCGAUAAAAUUAUUGAACAGCUCAGCCCUCAAGCUGCCACCAACAAAGGCAUCAACAGGAAACUAGAUUCUGUAAAACGACAGAAGUAUAACAAGGAACAGCAGCUGAAGAAGAUCACAGCAAAACAAAAACGUCUCCAGGCCAUCCUUGGAGGAGCAGAGCUGAAAGUUGAACUAGAUCAUGCCAGUCUGGAGGAGGAGGAUGCAGAAGCGGGGCCGUCCUCCCUUGGCAGCAUGCUUAUGCCCGCCCAGGAGUCUGCGUGGGAAGAGCUCGUCCGCACUGGUCAGAUGACACCUUUUGGUACCCGGAUCCCUCAGAAGCCAGAGAAAAAGCCUAGAAAACUAAUGCUCAACGAAGCAUCAGGCUUUGAAAAGUAUUUGGCAGAUCAAGCAAAACUGUCCUUUGAAAGAAAGAAACAAGCUUGUAAUAAAAGAGCAGCUAAAAAAGCUCCAGCCUCUGUCACUUCUGGGCUGAGCUCAACACUCAGUGAAAACAAACCAGACAAGAGAGGCAAAGUUCUCACGAAAACAGAUAAGCGCUUGGAAAAGCACAUCAAGAAACUCCAGAAGAGGGCUCUUCAGUUCCAGGGGCAGGUGGGAUUGCUAAAGGGAAAGAAACCCUUGGAGUGUGAUGUGAGGCCAAAGGCAGAGGGAGACUCUGAGGGUGAAGAGUCCGAGUACUUGCCGACGGAGGAGGAGCUGGAGGAGGCAGCAGGGGCCGCCCUGUCAGGGGAAGGCACCGACAAUGACCGGAGGCUGGUGCUCAGUCGUCGGAAACGGCAGAAGAAAGUCACAGUGCAGGAGAUUGAUGAUGACUUUUUUCCAAGUUCCGGGGAAGAAGCUGAAGCCACAGGAGGAGGAGGAGGUCGGAAAGUAGUGAGAUGCCGAGAUGACGGAGAUGAGGAUUAUUAUAAGCAGCGGUUAAGGAGAUGGAAUAAACUGAGACUGCAAGACAAAGAGAAGAGUUUGAGGCUUGAAGAUGAUUCUGAGGAAAGCGAUGCCGAAUUUGACGAAGGUUUUAAAAUGCCGGGUUUUCUGUUCAAAAAGCUUUUUAAGUACCAGCAGACAGGUGUUAGGUGGCUGUGGGAAUUGCACUGCCAGCAGGCAGGAGGAAUUCUGGGAGACGAAAUGGGAUUGGGCAAGACCAUCCAGAUAAUUGCCUUCUUGGCAGGUCUGAGCUACAGCAAGAUCAGGACUCGUGGUUCAAAUUACAGGUUCGAGGGGUUGGGUCCGACUCUAAUUGUCUGUCCAACGACGGUGAUGCAUCAGUGGGUGAGGGAAUUUCACACGUGGUGGCCUCCAUUCAGAGUGGCAAUUCUGCACGAAACUGGGUCCUUUACCCACAAAAAGGAGAAACUAAUUCAAGAUAUUGCUCAUUGUCAUGGGAUUUUGAUCACUUCUUAUUCCUACACUCGACUGAUGCAAGAUGAUAUCAGCAGGCACGACUGGCACUACGUGAUCUUGGACGAAGGACACAAAAUUCGGAAUCCAAAUGCUGCUGUCACCCUUGCUUGCAAACAGUUCCGCACGCCACAUCGUAUCAUCCUGUCUGGCUCACCGAUGCAGAAUAACCUGCGAGAGCUGUGGUCGCUCUUUGACUUCAUCUUCCCGGGAAAGUUGGGCACAUUGCCCGUGUUUAUGGAGCAGUUUUCAGUUCCCAUCACCAUGGGGGGGUAUUCAAAUGCUUCCCCAGUACAGGUUAAAACUGCUUAUAAGUGUGCAUGUGUCCUACGAGAUACCAUAAACCCAUACCUACUGCGGAGAAUGAAGUCGGAUGUCAGAAUGAGCCUUUCUUUGCCAGAUAAAAACGAACAGGUCUUAUUUUGCCGUCUUACAGAUGAGCAACAUAAAGUCUACCAAAAUUUCAUUGAUUCCAAAGAAGUUUACAGAAUGCUCAAUGGAGAGAUGCAGAUAUUCUCUGGACUUAUAGCCCUAAGAAAAAUCUGCAACCACCCUGAUCUCUUUUCUGGAGGCCCCAAGAAUCUUAAGGGUAUUCCACAUGAGGAACUAGAGGAAGAUCAGUUUGGAUACUGGAAACGUUCUGGGAAAAUGAUAGUUGUUGAGUCCUUGUUGAAAAUAUGGCACAAGCAGGGCCAACGAGUGUUGCUGUUUUCUCAGUCCAGGCAGAUGUUGGACAUACUUGAAGUAUUCCUUAGAGCCCAAGAGUAUUCCUAUCUCAAGAUGGAUGGUACCACUGCAAUAGCUUCAAGACAACCACUGAUUACAAGAUACAAUGAGGACACAUCCGUAUUUGUGUUUCUUCUGACCACUCGGGUGGGCGGCCUAGGAGUCAACCUGACGGGGGCAAACCGAGUCAUCAUCUAUGACCCCGACUGGAACCCAAGCACAGACACACAGGCCCGGGAGCGAGCAUGGAGGAUAGGCCAGAAGAAGCAGGUGACGGUGUACAGGCUUCUGACUGCGGGCACCAUUGAAGAAAAGAUUUACCACCGACAAAUCUUCAAGCAGUUUUUGACAAAUAAAGUGCUAAAAGAUCCAAAGCAAAGACGAUUUUUCAAGUCCAAUGAUCUUUAUGAGCUGUUUACUCUGACUAGUCCUGAUACAUCCCAGAGCACUGAAACAAGUGCUAUUUUUGCAGGAACUGGUUCAGAUGUUCAGACACCCAAACGCCUUUUAAAAAGAAAACUUCAGCCAGCCUUUGGAACAGACCAGAACGCUCCAGUAGGCAAAAAGUUCCCUGAUUCUAACGCAUCUGCAAAUGAUGCUGCAUUAUCUGAAGAGAAACCUACAGCUGUAGGAGCUGAAGUGAAUGCAGUGACUUCUGAUCAAGGUGAUCCUUUGAAAGAUGCCCCUCAAACAUCUUGUAGUCUAACCAGCAGUGAGAGGCUUGGGGAAGAGACAGAUGCGGUGUCCAGACUGCAGGAGUCCUCAGUGAUUCAUGGAAACGGGGACGGUUCAAAUUCUCCAAGAAUCGACGAAACGUACAGGUCAUCUGGUGAGGAAAACAUCAAUGAAAAGGAGGGUCUUUCUCAUAAGAGAGAAAGCUGCCAGGUUCAGACAGAACCUCUUUGGGAGAAUGAGCAAGUGGAAAAUAAUUUUUAUAAGCACAAGUCAAAAACAAAACAUCACGUGGCAGAAGAAGAGACCCUAGAGAAACAUGUGAGGCCGAAACAAAAGCCUAAGCGCUUGAAACACCGCAGAGACGCCAAGUUUGAGGGAAUUCGAAUUCCACACCUGGUGAAGAAGCGGCAGUACCGGAGGCAGGACGAUGAAAACGGGAGCGAGGCCACGGAUCGCAGCCAUGACGACUACGUCCUGGAAAAGCUUUUCAGAAAAUCAGUGGGCGUGCACAGCGUCAUGAAGCACGACGCCAUCAUGGAUGGAGCCAGUCCAGACUACGUGCUGGUGGAGGCGGAGGCCAACCGAGUGGCCCAGGAUGCCCUCAAAGCGCUGCGACUCUCUCGGCAGCGAUGUCUGGGAGCGGCAUCUGGUGUUCCCACCUGGACAGGCCACAGAGGGGUGGCUGGUGCACCAGCAGGAAGAAAGAGCAGAUUUGGUCAGAAAAGGAACUCCAGCCUCUCUGUGCAGCAGCAUCCCCCUUCAGCAUCUCCAAAAGAGAAAUGCCAGGAUGGCGCUAUGAAAAAGGAUGGAAAAGAUAAUGUUUUGGAGCAUGUUAGUGAAAAAGUUGAAGAUGCAGAGCCUUCAUCCGGGGCCCUCACUUCGUCCUCACUGUUGGCUAAAAUGAGAGCUAGAAACCACCUAAUUCUGCCAGAGCGCUUAGAAAGUGAAAGUGGCCACCUUCCAGAGGCUUCUGCUCCGCUGCCCUCCAGCACAGAACACGAUGACCUUCUGGUAGAAAUGAGGAACUUCAUUGCCUUUCAGGCCCAAGUUGAUGGCCAGGCCAGCACUCGGGAGAUACUGCAGGAGUUUGAAUCCAAGUUAUCAGCAUCACAGUCUUGUGUCUUUCGAGAACUAUUGAGGAAUCUGUGUACUUUUCAUAGAACUUCUGGUGGUGAAGGAAUUUGGAAACUCAAACCGGAAUACUGCUGAUCAACGUACUUUCUGAACCUUAAAUUGACUUUUUCUACUGGAAAUUUCUGAUUAUUAAUCUUAUGAUUAAUAAUCAUGUGUUUUGUCGAUGAAAGUUGGCUGCAUUUGAUGUUUACUUUGAGUAACUACCUCAUAAUUAAAACCUUAAGGAAGAAGAAAUUCUCUGAAACUUAGGUUUUAAAAAUACCUGUUUGUUUUUUUUGUUUUUUGUUUUCCAAAAUGAAUUGUAAAAUCAGGGACCUGACCGUUAAUCCUUGAAACACAUUUGUUCUUUCACCCAGAAGAUGCUGUCAGGGAACACAUUACUACUUAUUUAGAAGUUUAUAGACCAAAACUCUCAAGAAUUCUUUUUAUUGGUGCUGAAAACGUCUUAUGUUUGGUUAGACCUGUUCAGUAAAUCAGUUCAUCAGUAUCUGAUAACAGAAUUGUUUUUGGUACCUAGCUUUUAAAUGUUUAAACCGAUCAUUUGCCACCCAAAGAAGAGAUCAGGCUUGUUACCUUUUGAAUCCUAUUAGUUGCCUUUAAACAGUCUUCCGUUAAGGUACUAUUAAGUUGGCAGGUAUUUUUAUUAGUAAAGCAUGGAAUACCUUGAUAAUAAAUGAUGACAUGUAUUUGCAGAAAUUUGUAGUUUCCUCAGUUUACAGUGGCUUUAUUUUAAGUAAGGGGCACCCCCGCCCCACAUAGUGAAUAGUGGUUUUAGGAAAAUGAAAUGUGUUAUCUUAAAAAAAAACUCAAGCAGAACCAAAAGUAGCUACAAAUAAAACCAUCAACAGACACACACACACACACACACACACACACACACACACACACACACACACACACACACACACACACACACACACAGACACCACUCCAGACCACACCCAGAUAUACCAUCAUCACCGUGUGGUGACCACCGUUCCAGCCCUCUCUCUGCUUACAUGCUGGGAGGGAACUUUGAACAUUUUUUUUAUAUACCUUAUUCAUUGUCUGCCUUUCUAAGGAUGCUGGUAGCUUUAUAUCAGACAUCAUUGUUCUCCUUCUUCUGUCCAGUCAUUUUCAUCUCUCUUUUCCCUUCACAUUCACCGUGACUCUCCUGUUCUAGAGGUUUAGUUUUCAGCUGCAUCUGUUUCUGGCUGUUUAUGUGUUUCAAGUUUUGUGAUGGUGUUGUUUUGGUCCUUUGUUUUCUUUCUUUUUUCGUUUGUUCUCCUUUCCUUCUCAUUGUUUUAUUGUCUUGCUCUGAAGUCCUGUUUUCUGAAAUUCAUUGGAUUCCUUAUAUGUCUCAUAGAGCUGUCACGGUGCAGUUUGUUUGUUUCUUGGAUUUGUUUUCUCUGGCCUGCUGUCUUCCCGCUUUCUGAUUUCUCUGUAUUGUGCUCGCCUUCCUCCCAUGCCGUUUCUCUGCAGCUUGCUCACGCUGAAAUUGGGCAGCUGGGCCCAGAUCUCCUGUAUGCUCUUCCCUGCCACCCAGAGAGAAGGGGUGUAGGUUUGGGGUUUGGGGAGAGCCUCUCCUGGGCAGCAUGAAGCUUUUGGUUGGAGGACUUGGGUUUUACUUUUCUGUUCUGAGAUUUUGUUAAAUGACUUAGGCCAUGAAUCCCUCCCCGUAGACAGGGGAUGUCAUCGUCAGAGUCAUAAUUCCCACCAGGAUUUUCUGCUGCUCUUUUUGGGUUCUGCCUUGUUCAUUUUAUUCUGUUUUUAGAGUGGUUUGUUAUUAGAGGAAGAAGAUUCUGUUAUUUUCUUCAUUCUGCCAUCAUUAUCUAGAAAUAAUAGAAGAGACUUUUAAACAGGUCAGUACAUCCUAGACUUGACUACUUGGCUCAGAAGGGAGUCAAAGCUCAUGACUUUUGUUUCUGGGAAGUUCUUUUUUUAUUUUUAUUUUUGAAAUCAUUAGCCUGUGAGAAAAUUUUAUCCCUUUUCUCAGAUUAAAGUGCCGAUGCAGUUCACAAGUGUGAAGUGCUUGGGCAUCAUAAGCUCUAUUGUCUGAAAUCUAAACUCCUCCACCAAGCUGGAAAGUUGUAGCCUUCUCAUCAAGUAGAAAAUGCCAGCAAAAGUUACAGUGCAGUCCCAGCAAGGCGGUCUUCACUCCAGGCCUCGUCUCAGCUCUGCCACCAGCUGAGGCCUUGGGUAGUCGCUGUCUUGCCCGUGUCUCCGUGUGGUUAGCUGUAGAUAUUGGCACCGUGCUUCUGGGUGGAGGGACUUAGAGGAAGAUGCUCUAAAGUGUCAUCGUUUUAGCAACAUAGAGUAACUUAUUCAUUUAGAUAAAAUCUAACUUUUGGAACUUUAAAAAGCUUUGUACAAUGUAGAUAGAUUUAAUGUAUUUAACAUGUUAUAUUGGUAUUAAGCCACAAUAAAGGAUUUUAAAAUUUUGUGAAAUUUAAAAAAUUCCUUAGUUAAUACAUGAGUAUACUAUCACUCUUUAAAAAUUUUCAAGCAAUACUCUGCCUCCCCCCCACCCCUCUUGUUCCUGUUCCAAAGAUGAGUACUGUAUUUGGUGUGUAUUCUUCCAGGCUAUUUUCCAUGCCUUUCCAGAUGCAUGCGGCAGAGACUGCUGCUAUAAUGUCCGUUUUCCCCUUCUCCUUUACUGCUAAGAUUCCUGCUUUUUACCUGGACACGUGGCUGCUCAGCUCACGACUCUACUUCCCAAUCUCCCUUAUGGUUAAUUGUGGCCAUGUGAGCAGGCAGUGGGAUAUGAAGAGACUGUCCAGACUGGGUGUCCUUAGAUAAGGAAUUGGGUGUCCACUCUGCUCAGCUUCCCCCCUUGGGCUGGCUGAGAUGCCUGUGGGAGCUUAAGCCGCGACAUGAAGUGGAGAGAAGUCAUGUGCUGAGGAUAAAAAUGUUGGCCUACUGGUCUUGAACUGCUUCCCUUUCACCUGUUACUUAAGAGCAAAAUAAAUUCCUGACUUGUUUAAACCACUGUUUCUUGGAGUCUCU